UAAUAUUAUUACGAUAAUGAAAAGCACGAUAUAUUUGUGCUUUUCAUUAUCGUAAUAAUGUGCCGUUAUCUAUUACUACAUUUUCAAUUUUUCGUAUGCACAUUACGUCUCUGUAACGAAGACCAGAAGAAGGUCUCCCACCACCACUGAAUCAUCGCAAGGGACAUGGCAUGGCACGCACCCCGAUGACGUUAACAGUGGGGUGUUGAUACGAAUCCACCCACGUCUCGACGUCUGUCUACGUUGGUCUACAGCGGCAACGCGAUCGGUCAGAACACGCAGUACCAACGUCGCGAGAGGAGUUCGCACUUUUGCAGUCGGCGACGUCCCUGUCGGACCGAUCGACCGGUUGCAUCUAGUCGCGUUCCCCACUUCGCGCGCUCAUCGCUCCGACCUCGAUCUUGUUCGAUAAAAGUGAGUUUUACGGCAAACUUCCGAAUGCCGUCGCUGAGGACUUUUCGCAUCGAAUUCGAUCGACCGGGCGCUACAUAUGCGCCCGGUGAAAUCGUCACCGGCGACGUCAUCGUCGAUCUGGCCAGGGAGAAGACAGUCCGAGCACUGAAAUUGUCGAUUAAGGGAGAAGCUAAUGUUAGCUGGGAAAGAAGAAGGACAACAAAGGAUUCUCAAGGGAACAGUCGCACCCAGGUUGAUCAUUUCCGGGCAAACGAACAGUAUUUUAACUUAACUUAUUAUCUAUUAGGAAAUACAGCAGGCAAUGGCGAAGUACGGAUGACAGCGGGGUUUCAUAGAUACUCUUUUAAUUUCUCUCUACCCUAUAAUAUACCGUGCAGUUUCGAACAUACAAACGGUCACAUCAGAUACACAAUGAAAGCAGUCAUCGACAGACCAUGGAGAUUUGAUCAUGAAAGCAAAAUUGCGUUUACUGUGGUCUCAUCUUAUGAUUUGAACACUCGCACUCAUCAAUGUAUUGGCGUAGAUGAAGAAGUGAACGAAAGUUUCUGUUGUUUCUGCUGUUUCGACUUGGGUACGAUGAAAAUACGUAUCAGAAUACCGACGACGGGGUUCGUUCCGGGACAAUCAAUAGAGACUAUGGUCAACCUCAAUAACAGUAGCAGCGUCGAUGUGACAAAGAUUUGCGCUAAAUUGGAACGAACCUUAGAAUUCCACGCGAAAUCACCAUAUUCUACGACCAAGACAGAUAAGUCGAUCGUAAGAGUCGAUCAAAGUAUGGCACCAUUUAACCAGCAAACCGAGGUUACGUCACGAUUACUUGUUCCGCCAAUACCGCCAUCUCAACUGGAAUAUUGCAGUAUAAUAGAUCAGACAUAUUCCUUACGCGUUACAAUUCAUGUCCAUGGACCACACUGCAGCAUCACCAAGACUUAUCCAAUAUUAAUCGGAACAAUUCCAUUACGCUCUACAAUUCUAUCUGCCUCCUAUAUACAAAACACACAGCAGCCCACAGCUCCUAUAAUGCAAGACGAUUAUGAUCCUCCGCCGCCGAUGCCAACAUCUCCAGAGUACGCACCACCUAACGUGCCCUAUCCUGGAACGAUAGGGUUUGCUUCUCCGAAUCAACCCAGCACAUCGACAAAUCCGUGGGAUAUACCACCACCAUCAUAUGAAGAAUGUAUGCAAAGAGCAGAUAGUAUCAAGGAUGAUGACGAGUCAAAUUACGUGCAUGGUGUCAAUGAGCCUUUCGCACCAAGAUAUCCGGUCUUUAAUUUCGCGUCAAACGCGACAACGCCAUAUCCUUCUGAAAAAUAAGCAAAAAUGAAAUAUGCUGAAAAAAAUGCAAAAACAAGGUAGGAAAUGUGCCACGCAGCAUUCGAGUUACUUUUUCUCAACACAUUUAUAAUAAUCAAGAAGUCAGGAAAUCAAAAACGCAGACUCUGAUCGCUACUACCUCAUGUAAUAUCUAUGUGUGAAUGUCAACUUUUUUAAGUGUAAAAAAUGUGAUCACAUAUACAUAUUUUUAUAAUCUAUAUCACAUACUCUGCUUACAAAUAUAUUGUGCAGUAUGCCUUGUGCAGAACAAACUAUAUGUAAUGUAUAAUGAAGAAUAUAAUUUUGCGAUACGUA
Monomorium pharaonis (pharaoh ant) is the source of this 2043-nucleotide messenger RNA. Its product is annotated as arrestin domain-containing protein 17. Bases 439 to 1728 code for a protein of 429 amino acids. The transcript has 8 exons. Gene Ontology annotation, biological process: protein transport. Lineage: Eukaryota; Metazoa; Arthropoda; Insecta; Hymenoptera; Formicidae. Gene Ontology annotation, cellular component: cytoplasm. The record is from RefSeq and is a predicted model, not a curated record.